Molecule: messenger RNA, 1734 nt
Organism: Galdieria sulphuraria
Lineage: Eukaryota; Rhodophyta; Bangiophyceae; Galdieriales; Galdieriaceae
Product: O-phospho-L-seryl-tRNASec:L-selenocysteinyl-tRNA synthase isoform 2
Exons: 9
Coding region: 28-1542 (504 amino acids)
Biological process (GO): conversion of seryl-tRNAsec to selenocys-tRNAsec; selenocysteine incorporation
Molecular function (GO): O-phosphoseryl-tRNA(Sec) selenium transferase activity; tRNA binding
Source: RefSeq, a predicted model, not a curated record
AGAAUCUCAUUCCAUUGUCCACUCUUGAUGAAUGAACAACAUUUUCGACUAGCCAAAACACUUGUCAAUGAUAGUUAUAUGAAGCAAGCAGAAGAAUCCAGAAAGCGUAGAGAGAAACUCAUAAGGAAACUCUUUGCCAAUCGGAAACUUCCAAAGGAUGGAUGGGAUGAGGUGACUAUACGUUUGUUUCUACAAGAGAUUGCCAGUAUGGAUAGCAACAACUUUAUUGGAAAUGUGGGAGCAGGUGAAAGAGAAGCGAGAGUCUUCAGUAACAUCGUUCGAGAAAGAAAUUAUAGUCUAGGACACGGCAUCGGAAGAUCUGGAGAUAUUAGUGCUAUUCAGCCUAAAGCUGCAGGUAGCUCCCUUCUUGCUAAGCUUACAGAAUGUUUGGUUUUGGACGCCAUAAAAAUUGCAGGCUUAGAAUCUAUGAAAGCAGCGCUUGUAGUUCCUGUAGCAACAGGGAUGGCAAUGACUUUAAUAUUUCUUUCUCUAAGAACUUUGAAACCUCAUGCAACCAAAAUUAUAUUAUCAAGAAUAGAUCAAAAGAGUUGUAUAAAGUCCAUCCAAGCUGCAGGAUAUGAAUCAAUAAUUGUUGAUAAUCAUGUUAUUCAGGAUGAAGCUAGGACGGAUAUCAAGUCCAUAUCGAAUUGGCUGGAACUAGAGGCGGAUAAGAUUCUUUGUGUUGUUAGUACUAUGAGUUGUUUCGCACCUCGAGCACCAGAUGAUAUUGUUACUAUUGCUACUUUGUGUCAAACAAUGGGUAAGCGUUUCCUUUUUAAAUUGCUUUCGAAUCUAUAUAUAUAUAUAUAUAUAUAUAUAUGGCUGAAUAUUGUAUGGACAGAUGUAUUUCAUAUCGUGAACAAUGCCUAUGGAGUUCAGAGUAGACAAUCUAAUGUGUGGAUUGAGUCUGCUUCAAGUAAAGGAAGAGUUGAUAUCGUUGUACAAAGCACAGAUAAAAAUUUUAUGGUUCCAGUAGGUGGUGCAGUUUUGGUUGCCAAAAGAGUUGAUUAUCUUAUGAAAGUGGCACAAAUAUAUCCUGGAAGAGCUUCUGCACAAAUACAUAUUGACUUGUUAAUCACACUUCUUCAAAUGGGUCAGUCUACUUGGCGUGAGUUGUUGAGGCAGAGAGAAGAAUUGUUUCCAGUGUUAAAGAAUGAAUUUAGCAAAAUAGCUUAUAAAUAUGGAGAACGUUUAUUAGAUACUCAUCAUAAUCCGAUUUCAAUGGCUAUGACUUUGGACCAAUUAGAAGCAAAAGGAUUUCCUGUAGAAUUCUUUGGUUCCAUGUUGUUUACUAGAUUCGUUUCUGGUACCAGAGUUGUAGCUCGAAAGAAUAACAAGACAAAGGUUUGUGGAAUUGAUUUUCCCGAUGGCUUCGGAGCUCAUUGUACAAAUUAUCCUCAUAGCUAUCUUACUGCUGCUUGUGCUUUGGGAAUGACAAGACAAGAUAUUGUUGCAUUUUGUGAUCGACUCGAUCAAUGUUUUCAAGAGGCUUAUAAGAAAUUGGAAUUGCCUAAGGAUGACACUCGAACAUUUAUGGAUUGAUCAUUUGUUUUAUUUCUUGCGCUUUAUAUUCUAUGUAUAACUUGUGUGGAUUCCAGAAUAGCAAUAUACUUGCAUAAGUGUCUUUCCAGUGAGGAUUCAAAACAACUUAAAGUUUGAGCUACCGUAUAUCCUUUUGACAACAACUUUAAUACAUAGAAUAAUAUUCUGAAAUAUUCGAAUAUAGUUAUCAAA